GCCCACACGCCCCAACCCUACCUUUACCUUCUUCUCAACAGCGAUUCCAUUCCUUUACAAAUACCCCACCCCUCGCCCUCCCCUCUCCCUUUCUCAAAAUAUUUAACCAAAAGCAACCCCCCCUUCUUUCCUCUUCCUUCAUUUCCCUCCCUCCCUCUUUCUUUCUCUUCUUCAUCUACGUAUGUAUGAAAAAGAGGUUUCAGGAAAUGGGCAAGUACAUGAGGAAAGCUAAAACCACAAGCGAUGUAGCCGUCAUGGACUUGACUCACGGUGUCCGUACACGAGCCAGAACCCUAGCUCUCAAGAAACAACAAGGGGUCAAAGCAUCUCCUCCAUCGUCUCCUGCUGGUUACCUCCAGCUUCGCAGCCGCCGUCUCGAGAAGAAACCGCCCCCAAUUCCGUCAUUGCAUCAUGAUUCUCCCAGAAGGCAGCAUCAUAGGCAGGGUGGUCAGAAUAGUAGUAAAUUGGGUCAGCAGCAGCAGCAAGAAGAAGUAGAAAUCCCUAGCCCUAAUCUGAAAUCGAGUUCCGGGUCGGGUCAAGAAAAAGAAAGGGGAGAGAGUAAAGUGGACAGUAGAGAAGUUGAAGAGAAUAAUAACAGCAACAGUAAAGACUUGGGUUCUUUUGGAGAUAAUGUUUUGGAUAUUGAAGGUAGAGAUAGGAGCACUAGGGAAUCGACUCCUUGCAAUUUAACAAGAGGCACAGAAGACGCAAGAACCCCUGGUUCUACUACUAAGCCUGCAAACCCAACUGAAAGUAGCAGGAGGUUACAUAACUCAACUCGAAGACACAUCCCAACGGCCCAUGAAAUGGAUGAGUUCUUUGGCCCGGCUGAAGAAGAGCAGCUAAGGCAAUUUACUGAGAAGUAUAACUUUGACCCCGUUAGUGACAAGCCUCUCCAUGGACGUUAUGAAUGGGAGAAAUUGGAUCGUUAGAAGACAUUAGCAUCCCAUCAGGACAUUUCCUGCAAGUUAACGGUUGAUCUCGUGCUUACCAUUGUAGAAGUAGCAGGAAUUAGUAGUGGUGUUCAAACGGUGGUGGUGGUGUUAUUUCCAUUUUCCAUCGCCUGUUCUUUUAGUUGUAAAGAAAGUAGGUUUGUCAAGCAUGUGUAGACUAAUGGUCUGUAACAUAACAGGGGGCUAUGGGGGGUUACUCAACAAAAUACAAACCAAAGUCCUAUGUCUAACAGAUCAUCUGAGAGGGGAAGUGAAAAAGAUGUAGAUGUUAGGCUUCAGUGAAUUAGGUCAGUCUCUCUGGUACAGAAAUUUACUAGAUUUUCUUUUUCCCUUAGUACUGUAUUUUCCUCCCCUUGUGUACUGAUGCAACUUCUAAAAACUCUCUGGAAUAAGCAUACGAUCCUUUUCCCCUCUGUAUCUUGUCUAUUCCCCUUUCACCCGCACUGUUCUUUUUUACUUCAACUCUCGCUUUGUUUUAUAUCCAUGUGAGAGUGCAUCUUUUGAUUCUCACCUGGCUUUCGAUAGAGGCAAACGUUGUUCAUCACCGGCUAGUUAUUUUAACUUUUAUGCAAGAAUGAACGGUGGUGGUUGUGGCAGGGUGUAGCCCAAUUUGGAAGAAUCUUGCCUUCUCAUCGAGCUCCACUUUUCACUUCCAUGUCUGCAACUUUCAUACUUUACUGUGCAAAUUUGUGCAGGCUGAAGUUGGUGAAGGUUAGCGGUGAGAAAAAAAAACCGAGGAAAAAAAUAAAAUGGAACCAUGAAAAAAACUGAUUAGAAUAUUAAAAAAAAUAUUCAGUUUGAUUUCACAAGCCUGAACCGUAAAAUCCCAACCAAAGUGAACCGGUUCAGAUGAAAAUAAAAAAAUAAAGGGCACUAUAAAAAAAAAAUGCUUUCUAAUUUCUAACCCUAGCUACCGUUGCUAGCAAGCAAGCCGCCCUUCUCAGCCCUCGCAACUCUCACACUCUCUGACUCUCAGGCUCCCCAACGCCACACCCAGAUCAGAACUAACAAAAAAUAUCAAUCUUCACUCCUGCUGGUAUAUCUUCAAUCUUCAUCUUCAGAUCUAGCAAACCAGCCACCCCCUUCCUGGCUCCCUCACGACACACGCCACACCCAACCUCCAGAUCUAGCAAACCAGCCGGCCGCCUCCCUCUCCCACACCCGACCUUGAAUCUUGUCACACCAGAUUUGUGCAAGAUGAAGAAAGGAAUCCACCCUCAAAUGCAAUGGAUAUCCUAUGUGACUCAAGAUGGCAGAUUAAUGCAUGCUAUGAUGACAAAAAUACACCAUGUUGGCAACGUCUACCACUUCAGAGCAAAACGGCAAAUGGCUGAAAGUUUAGGUCAGAUUGCCAAGUUUAAGCGUCGGUACGGGCAGGAGAAUGCAGAAGAUGCUGAAAAGUGACAUUUUUUUUCUUAUGAUGCAAAGGGCAAUCACUAGGCCUUGCUGGUUCAUAAUGCUGUAAUAGCGUUGACCAUAACUAGUUUGCCAUAGAGACUUCACUCUGGAAACUCACAAACUUAGUUGUGUUCUCUCAGUGCAAUAAGCGUGCUGGUCCAGAAGUGCUUGAACUUUAAGGGCAAGGCAUUUCCUAUAAAAGAAGUGCUGUCACUGCCCAAUUGAAGUUAUUACAAGUAGCUUUCUUCA
Populus trichocarpa (black cottonwood) is the source of this 2600-nucleotide messenger RNA. Its product is annotated as cyclin-dependent kinase inhibitor 5. Gene Ontology annotation, biological process: negative regulation of cyclin-dependent protein serine/threonine kinase activity. Gene Ontology annotation, molecular function: cyclin-dependent protein serine/threonine kinase inhibitor activity. NCBI's taxonomy places the organism in Eukaryota, Viridiplantae, Streptophyta, Magnoliopsida, Malpighiales, Salicaceae. The record is from RefSeq and is a predicted model, not a curated record. The transcript has 4 exons. Gene Ontology annotation, cellular component: nucleus. The coding region runs from base 186 to 932 and encodes 248 amino acids.